UUCCCGUCGGUGUCGGUUUCGAGGAGUUCAGCCAAGGUUUCGACACGCAUGUGAGCACAACCGCCGUCUGUGAGCGCGCAGAGCCAACAAAAGCGCCCGGAAAGUGGAGAGAUCGGCCGUCACCGCGGACAAAGAGCAACCGCUCAGAUGCGCAGAUAACUUUCAAGAGCUUUGCGGAGGUUUUUCUUUAUGCGGACGAAAGGCUGAAGAUUGUUAUAAUAAUCAUGCCUGUGCGGAGAGGUCAUGUCGCUCCUCAGAAUACAUUUCUUGGGAUAAUCAUACGGAAAUUCGAGGGACAGAAUAAGAAGUUCAUCAUAGCCAAUGCCCGAGUCCCGAACUGUGCAAUUAUUUACUGUAACGAUGGUUUCUGUGAGAUGACGGGAUUCUCGCGGCCUGAUGUGAUGCAGAAACCUUGUACAUGUGACUUCUUGCAUGGAGAGCAAACCAAGAGGCAUGAGAUUGCUCAGGUGGCUCAGGCUCUGCUGGGCUCAGAGGAACGCAAAGUGGAGAUUACCUACCAUCGCAAAGACGGGUCAUUUUUCCAGUGCAACACUCACAUCAUCCCGGUGAAGAACGAGGAAGGAGUGGUGAUGAUGUUUAUCCUGAACUUUGAUUAUGUGUUGGACGAGGACAGCAGCAGCUCUAUGGAGAGACUGAACCUCACGCCACCUGCCAAAGCUGAAAUCAGAAAAGGCCGGUUCUUCCGUCUGCGCCUGCCCUCACUGAAGCUCCUGGGCGUUAGUAAACAGUCUCUUCCUCAGGACGACCCAGACUCAGUCAUGGUGGACUCACCCAGAGCCAGCGACCAGAGUGAUGACUCUGCAGCAGUGAUUGACGUCCCGUCGCCAACCCAGCACGUCUGCAGUCCAGCCGAUGCCAACGACACGCGGGCGCUGAUCCGCUCCAGCAGCCACUCAUCUCCGGUCAGCAUUCCUCUGGACCACUCUUCCCCCAGACAGACGUGGCAUCGGCCCGGAGCGGCUCAGACUCAGUCCAGCAGCUGUCUGGCGCAGGCCGUGUCCAGAGACAGCGUGUGCAACCGCAGACGAGCCUCCUCCGUCCACAACAUCGAAGGGUUGAGCGCAAACCACAAACGCCUCUACACCGACAGACACACCAGUGAAGAUAACGGCGCAUACAACAGAGGUCCAUUCAAUCAUCUGAAGUCCAGUCUGCUGGGGUCCACAUCAGACUCCAACCUGAACAAAUACAGCACCAUCAACAAGAUCCCGCUCAUCGCCCUCAACUUCUCUGAAGCCAACGACAGGAAAGCGCCUUCGCCUCCGUCCUCCGAGAAAACCAUCAUCGCUCCCAAAGUCAAAGACAGAACACACUGCGUCACAGAGAAGGUCACUCAGGUUUUGUCUCUGGGUGCCGAUGUGCUUCCUGAAUACAAGCUUCAGUCUCCGCGGAUGGACAAGUUCACCAUCCUGCACUACAGCCCCUUUAAAGCAGUGUGGGACUGGCUGAUCCUGCUGCUGGUCAUCUAUACAGCCAUCUUUACUCCAUACACCGCUGCCUUCCUGCUGGAUCGCGAGGAGCAAAAGCGCCAGGAGUGCGGUUAUUCCUGCAGUCCUCUAAACGUAGUGGACUUAAUAGUGGACAUCAUGUUCAUUAUAGACAUCCUCAUCAACUUCCGCACCACGUAUGUGAACCUGAAUGAGGAGGUGGUCAGCCAUCCCGGGAAGAUUGCUGUCCAUUAUUUUAAGGGCUGGUUCCUCAUAGACAUGGUGGCCGCUGUUCCCUUCGACCUGCUCAUCUUCGGCUCAGGAUCUGAUGAUACUACGACUCUGAUUGGCCUGCUGAAGACGGCUCGGCUCCUCCGUCUGGUUCGUGUGGCGAGGAAACUGGACCGUUACUCUGAAUACGGAGCAGCCGUUCUCAUGCUCCUCAUGUGUAUAUUCGCUCUCAUCGCCCACUGGCUCGCCUGCAUAUGGUACGCCAUUGGAAAUGUGGAGAAAUCCUACCUGGAACAUAAGAUCGGCUGGCUGGACAAUCUGGAGGUGUCUAUCGGGAAGAGAUCCAACACCAGUGACCCCGGCUCGGGACCGUCCAUAAAGGAUAAAUACGUGACAGCGCUGUACUUCACCUUCAGCUCGCUGACCAGUGUGGGUUUCGGAAAUGUGUCGCCUAACACCAAUUCUGAGAAGAUCUUCUCCAUCUGCGUCAUGCUGAUCGGAUCUUUGAUGUAUGCCAGUAUUUUCGGGAAUGUUUCGGCCAUCAUCCAGCGUCUGUAUUCGGGAACGGCGCGCUACCACAUGCAGAUGCUGAGAGUCAAAGAGUUCAUCCGUUUCCACCAGAUCCCGAACCCGCUGCGACAGAGACUGGAGGAAUAUUUCCAGCACUCCUGGACCUACACCAACGGCAUCGACAUGAACAUGGUCUUAAAGGGUUUUCCCGAGUGUCUGCAGGCUGAUAUCUGUCUCCACCUGAACGACAGUCUCCUGCAGGGCUGUAAGGCGUUCAGAGGAGCGACUCAAGGCUGUCUGCGCGCUCUCGCCAUCCGCUUUAAAACCACACACGCUCCUCCAGGAGACACACUCGUGCACUGCGGGGACGUCCUCACCGCGCUCUACUUUCUGUCUCGAGGAUCCAUCGAAAUCCUCAAGGACGACAUAGUGGUGGCCAUUCUGGGUACGAAUGAUAUAUUUGGAGAGAUGAUUCACCUGUAUGCGAAGCCUGGUAAGUCGAACGCAGACGUGCGAGCGCUCAGUUACUGCGACCUGCACACCAUCCAGAGAGAGGAGCUGCUGGAGGUGCUGGACAUGUACCCAGAGUUCGCUGACUACUUCCUAACAAACCUGGAGCUCACCUUUAACCUGCGGGAUGACAACACAAAGGCCACCUAUUCACAGAGCAGUGAUUCAGAUGGAGAGGAAAACAAGAGUCGCAGGAAGAUCUCCGUUAAGAGGAAACCAUCACAGGGAGGAAGCCUGAGAGAAGCAGACAGCGAGAGCCGGAAGGAGCGUCGGGAGUCCCGUCUCAGCUCUAAGAGAAACUCAGAGGAGCAUUCGGCCUCCAGAGACGAGCAGCAGAGGAUUCUGGGAGCUGCCAUCAUGGAGGAUCCACCUGUUCAAAGCUGCUGCAGUCCUGCCUGUGAAGACAAGGACAAAAACACAUAUGAUGACCUGCAGGCUGGCGGAUGGAUGUCUGAGAGUGUAAAAGCUGACACCCAGGAGCGGUGCUGCGCUGAGGAGGAAGAUCUGGACUGUGAAAUCACAUAUGGAGAAGUGGAGAACAGACUGGACCAGCUGCAGGAACACCUGAGCAGGUUGGAGUACCAGAUGACGUCAGAUAUUCAGAGUAUCCUGACGCUGCUGCAGAGACAGACGUGUUUAGGACCUCCGGCCUACAGCAGCCUGACAGCUGAAUACAAGAAACCCGCUAUCAGAAUCCAGCCCAGCGCUUCAGAGACACACACACCACCACAGAAUUCCGAGUUUCUGGCCCUCCAUCUGAACGCCACAGACUCUCCAUCAGGCCCAAACAUCACGAACUCAAACCAGAGUCAUGGGACGGCAUCAUCAACACAGGACUUGACAAACAGGCAGACUCUUCCUCUGGGACGGCAGACCUCCAAACCCCUGCUGCGGCUGUCACCUCCAUCUGAACCCGGAACACCCGACCAGCAGCACAGAGAGCAAAACAACUGAACAUCACUGCCAAAAAAAUAUCUGCUCAUUAACAGCUUCCCUAUUUUGUGAUUCA
Messenger RNA from Danio aesculapii, 3708 nucleotides. It is a transcript of the gene kcnh7b, whose product is annotated as potassium voltage-gated channel subfamily H member 7. The coding region runs from base 225 to 3653 and encodes 1142 amino acids. Gene Ontology annotation, biological process: potassium ion transmembrane transport; membrane repolarization during action potential. Gene Ontology annotation, molecular function: inward rectifier potassium channel activity. NCBI's taxonomy places the organism in Eukaryota, Metazoa, Chordata, Actinopteri, Cypriniformes, Danionidae. The transcript is spliced from 18 exons. The record is from RefSeq and is a predicted model, not a curated record. Gene Ontology annotation, cellular component: membrane.